Drosophila virilis is the source of this 3469-nucleotide messenger RNA. The record is from RefSeq and is a predicted model, not a curated record. Lineage: Eukaryota; Metazoa; Arthropoda; Insecta; Diptera; Drosophilidae.
UUGUUCUGGCGUCGAGCGAUUGGGACGUACGUCGCGCGUGAAAUUGAAAUAAAUAAAUAAUAAAGAUUAAACAAACCUACGAACGUUGAGUGCGGUACGCACGCGAAAAAAGAUGCGCAAGAAUCGAUGUAUAGCAAAUCGACAGCAUUGAGGAGGGAAAGCAACGAAACAACAGCUAAUUAAGGCAACAGAUUUGCUUUUUUCCGGACGCGAAAUGAAAAUGUAAUCAAAGAGACGAAACGAAAUUACUGGCAGCAAAACUUAGAGAGUAGUCAGUCAAACGAAUUAAUCGACUAACAAAUCGUGUGAAAUGGAAACGAAGUGCUUCUUCUUUCUCUUCAUCUGUAGCUAUAGUAUAGGAUAUUGCUUGAAAAGUGUGCACAGGAAAAUUGCGGACAGAUCGUAAAAGCGAAGCGCGCGCGGCGUGGCAAAAAAGUGUGGAAAAUUCAAUACAAAACGGCGCGACAAUAACAAAAAAAAAAAAACCAAAAGGAGAAAGAAGAAACGAAAUUUUGCAAAAGCAGCUGUGUCUUUCUAUGUGUGCGUGUGUGUGUACGUGUGUGCCAGUGUAGCAAGAAAACAACACAAAAAGAGAAAUUCAAAGGCGAAUUAUAAAAACAACAAUAGUAGCUACAACAACAACAACAACAACAACAACAAUAACAACGGUAAUCAACAACAACAACUAGCCACAACCGCUGACUUCCGCUUUGAGCAUUUUCAAACGCAUUUACACACACACACACACACUCCCUUACCUGAGUGCCAACGCCAACGCCAACGACGACGACGACGCAGCAUCUCAUCAGCUGACGAACAGCCUCUCUCUCUCUCGCUCUAUCAGCCGCUCGCUGAGGUCUGCUCUGCUUGGCAAAUUAAAGAACGCCUACGCUGACGUCGCUGCCGCCGCAUAAGAAUGCAAAAGAUAACAACAAAAAGUACAGAAAAAGUAACAGUAACAGAAACAACAACUUCCAGCGCGCUGGCGUCUCAACUCUAGUCAACAUUUUUGCAUAAGGAGAGAGCGAGAACAGCAACAAAAACAAAUUAAGCAAACAUAUCCGUCAAAUUAACUACAUUUUAUUAGGCUCGAUAACAUAAUUCGAUAAAAAACAAAAAGAAAAAUAAACACACAACAUGGAUUGGAUCAUCAGCGAUGAACUAGGUCUGACAGUGGGUCACGUGGUCGGCUGGGCGGCCGCCUCCGCUAUGGUCAUAGGCGGCGUUAUACCCUACGUGCCGCAGUAUGUUGAAAUCAAGAAAACCCAGGACGCCGAGGGUUUCUCUCUCUACGUAUGCCUGGCCCUGCUGGUGGCCAAUUCGCUAAGAAUACUUUUCUGGUUCUCCAGCCGCUAUGAGCUUCCAUUGCUGGUGCAGAGUGUCGUCAUGAAUGUCACCAUGUUCCUAAUGAUACACCUUUGCGUGAAGGUGAAACGCAUGAAUGCCAAUGCACGUGACCAUGCGCUCCGUGGCGAUGAGCUGCACUUGCCAAAAGUGCUGACGGACACGGACACCGGCGCCUCCGUAUCCACGGAUGCGGGCGUCCUGAAGCGUGCACGUUCCAGGCAUUAUUUGAAUGAUCUGGACUUCAAAUACUUUUGGAACUGGACAGAUUUUCAAUCGUAUCUGGACAUGAUGCUCGUCGUCUGGGCCGUUGGCGCCGCGAUCACAUAUCUAAUGCUAUCCGUUCACUGGUUCAUGGAGGCCAUGGGCUUUGUGGCCGUCUUCACGGAGGCCAUGUUGGGUGCACCGCAGUUUCUGCGCAACUUUAAGAAUAAAUCAACAUAUGGUAUGAGCAUACACAUGGUGAUCAUGUGGACGCUCGGUGAUAUGUUCAAGACUGGUUACUUUAUUGCUAGAAAUGCGCCAUCGCAGUUCUGGAUUUGUGGCACGCUGCAGCUAAUGCUCAACUUUUAUGCAGGUCAGCCUGGACAUUGCCAUAUUGCUGCAGGUGUGGAUCUAUCGGAACAAUACGAAGCCGCGCGACCUGAGGCGCGGCGAUUAGCAGUUUGCCCCCGAAGAACAACAACAACAACAACAACAGCAACAACAACAGCAACAACAGCAGCAGCAACAACAACAACAGCCACACGAUUUGCACCUUUCGCUCUCCGAGGAACGACAAUUGUCGCUGCCAAUUACGCUGAGCAGCAGCGGCGAGGAUCAUCUGCUGACCGCACGCGCCGACGACGAGCACUUCAAGACUCUGGACUUUGGCCAGUGCCACGACAAUCGCGCCUUUCAAUAUCCCGCCCAGCAUCCCAGCAAUAAUAACAACAGCAACAGCAACAAGAAGCUGCUGCCACGGCCUGGAGGCAGCGGCAAGAGCCAGAGCCGGCACGAGCACAGCGCAUCCCAUAACGCUGUGGCCGUUGCCCUGGAUGCCUUGGAGGUGGUCAUUGUGCACACACCGAAUGCCCGGCUCAGCAAUGGGCCGGCCGCGGAGCACAGGCACAGCCAGGGACGCGCGAGCGGCGGCAGCUGCUGUCAGCGUCGACGCAAGCGGCACAAUGCGACGCAGACUUCUGUGGAGCGCUGCUGCUGUGCCGCCGCCGGCGGCUGUCAUUGCCAUGUGACGACCACGCAUCAUCAUCAUUGCCAUCACCAUUGCCAUCAUCAUCAUCAUCAUCAAUAUGAUAGCACCAGGCGUAGCCAGCGGCAACAUCGCCAGCAUCAGCAUCAGCAGCGUCUGGUUGAGGCGCCGCGUCACAAGUUGCAUUCCAAGCGAAGUCCGCUUCCAGCCAAGCACAACAAGUCUUCCCUGGACUCUAGCGAGGAUCCGCAACGGCCGCAGCUGCAUUCAGCGGCAAUUGCCAUUGAAAUUGAUGCGGCCACCGUAACGGAGAACAACAGCAGCACGGCCACCUCCAAUUUUCCAUACAAGGUGGCCAGCGAGGGCGGCGGCGCGCCCAUGAAUCUAUUGCCGCUCUGCGAGAAGCAUCGUCAGCGACGACGCGCCUCCCUCAACUCCAAUACGACAAUUGAAACCGAUGAGCUGUCGCGCGACGAAGAUGUAGCGGAUGAGGAGGAGGAGGAUGAUGAUGAUGAUGAUGAUGUGCGCCUGGGUGUGCAGCCGGAGGAUGAGGAGCAACUGACGCCCUCAACGUGCGCCGUGCAGCCCAGCAGCAGCUCGAGCAGCACGGCGCGCGCCUUUGCUGGUGCUGCACCGCCGCGUAACGAGUGCGUCCGGAUUAAGCGCAAGCGUUUCGUGCCCGACGCCAUGCAGGAUUAUUGCAGCAGCUGUUCGCGUUGCUCCAGCUGCAGCUGCGACCAGGCGCGCACCAGCUCCUGCAGCAGCCUGGACGAGGAUGUGGCACACGAGCUGACCGUCGCCGCCGACUGCCAUCGCUGCAUGGCAGCCGAGCAGCAGGCAGGCCACAGUCGACCCGGCAGCAGCCUGAAGAGUUUCUGCUCCUGCCACACGAACAGCUGCUGCUGUGGCGUCGACGAUGACGACGAUGCCGUCCAC